AUGCCUUGUUCAACGCUGGAAAUGAGUAUGGGCUACAUCAUGGUGAUGAUCUCACAGAUACUCGCAAGUAUAUUGACAGCAAUCAUCUCCGUUUAUGUUAUAAUAAAAUGUAGCCGUUUAUUUUUUCACAUCAAUUGCAAGAUACUCAUAUACUUCAUGUUAUGGCUAUAUUUUGCACAUUCACUUGCCUAUGGUGGUCCACAGGUCAGUCAACUUAAAAGGCAUACCAGCUAUUUUAUUUUUUAA
Cylicocyclus nassatus is the source of this 246-nucleotide messenger RNA. The record is from the annotation of a GenBank genome assembly. NCBI's taxonomy places the organism in Eukaryota, Metazoa, Nematoda, Chromadorea, Rhabditida, Strongylidae.